AUGGCGGGUUGGAUACCAUCUCUCUGCGUGUGUGCCGCCUUGUCGUGGAUGAUAUUUUGUAGCACCGUCAGUGCAGAAAGGACCUGUGGAUUUCCUGGUUUGCCGGCGCACGCGAGUGUAACCUUUUCGGACGAGAGCCUCAGAGUGGGCACCGUAGCCACGUACACGUGCGACCCGGGAUACGAGCUCUUGGGGCCGGCAAGAAGAACGUGCAGCGAGGACGGCACAUGGUUACCGCCAGGCGUUCCCUUCUGCGUUUUAAACGUGGCUGCUGGCAAGGCCCCGUUACAAUCCAGUACCAUAGGAGACGGCGUCCCCCAGAAGGCGGUGGAUGGCAGCACGAGCGCCUUCUUUACACCCGACACUUGCGCGCUGACCGAACCGGAACCUAACCCCUGGUGGUACGUGAACCUGCUCGAACCGUACUCAGUUCAGCUCGUCCGCAUCGACUGGGGAAACAACAUGCCAUCCGCCACCGUCGUCGUACGCGUCGGCAACAAGCGUCCAAAUCACGGCGACAAUCCCGUCUGCAACCGCUUCAACGGACCCCUCGAAGAAGGACGACCUUUGUUCUUGCCAUGCGCGACGCCAAUGCCUGGGGCCUUCGUCAGCGUUCACCUAGAAGGGCCCGGACCUCUGUCUCUGUGCGAAGUGUUUGUCUACACGGACCAGGCGCUUCCCGUGGAACGUUGCCCGUCCUUCAGAGACCAGCCGCUCGGCUCAACGGCGACUUACAACGGGAAAUGUUACAUCUUUUACAACAACCAACCAACUCACUUCGAUGCGGCAAGAAGGUUCUGUGAUUCGCGGAGUGGGAACUUGGUCGACGAGACGAGUCCAGCUCUACAAGGAUUUUUGAGUUGGGAGUUGUACAGGAGGCAUAGGCACGACACCAACGCUGGACAGUACUGGAUGGGGGCGACGAGAGAUCCUCUGGACCCGACGUCCUGGAGGUGGCUCAACGGUAGAGAAGUCACAAUUUCCUUCUGGAAUUCUCCGGGAGGACAGAACAACUGUUCCAGGUUUGACGGCAGGAGAGGAUGGUUGUGGUCGGACACCGAUUGUGAACUGAGUCUGAACUUCAUCUGCCAACACAGACCGACAACAUGCGGCAAGCCGGAACGACCGGCUAACUCAACAAUCCUGGCUCAGAACUUCGAGGUCGGCUCCGUGAUCGAGUACCGGUGUUCACCGGGUCACCUGCUCGUUGGGCCUAAUAUCAGAACGUGCCUGCCAAACGGCUUCUACAGCGAGUUUCCACCCAAGUGCAGAUAUCUCGAGUGUGGCCCGCCGGCGCCUAUUCCUAAUGGCUCUCUGGAUCUCGUCAAUGGGACGAGACAUUAUCUAAGCGUAGUCCAUUAUACCUGUCGAGACGGAUUUGUACUUGUCGGACGAAGUACGCUAGUGUGUGAUGUGGAUCAGCGCUGGAACGGUCCUCCACCCCGAUGCGAACCUGUGAUGUGCAGAGCACCGCCUCAGGUUGCCAACGCCAGGAUUCGUCUGUCAGCUGCAUCGACGGUGUUUGGAACUGCGGCGGAGUACGACUGCGAACCUGGAUUUAUUCUUCGAGGCUCGUCAGCGCUCACCUGCGGCGCCACGGGAUUUUGGGAAGGCGAGGUGCCCUACUGUGAACGGCCCACCACAACACCACCACCCACUACAACGACCACCACCACUACCACAACGACUACCACCACUACAGAGUCACCGGUUCCCAUCGUGCCCACGCGUUUCCACCCGUCCUUCACUCCCGAUAUGCCGACCUUCUUCACAACAGUUGCACCGCCAGCACCACAGCCGCCCUCUCCGUCAACGCAGAGGCCCCGGCCCAGGCCUCCUCCACUGAGCACUCCUAGGAGACCCUUCAGACCUCCCGUGGAUUUAGACCAUGCCGGAACGUCGGGUCACAACACUAUUCUUCUUCCGCCCACGGAGGAACGGAACGCGGACGAAGAAGGUGCUCCUGGAGCGAGAUUAAACAUGGGUGGUUUCAUCGCUCUCGGCGUUUUCGGAGGCUUCGUCGUUUUAGCAGCCGUUAUCACUAUCAUCGUGAUAGUCAUACGACGUGUGAAAAACGGCAGCGACAACAACAGCAGAUCGUCAACCAGUCCCGUGGGGUCCUACGCGGAACACGGCUUGCAGAAGCACUACAAGCAGGCCUGGGACAAUCUACGGUACGACAUUGGGAAACAGCCGGUGUCGAGGUUAGAAACCCUCGACAACCCGAACGUCAUGAGGAACCUAGAAGGAUAUCGCGAGGCGCACGAGAUUACUGUUAAUGAAGUUGCUGCGCUGUACGGAAAACAGAGGAGAUAAGGACGACCGAUAAGCGUGUUUUUUCCUAAGGCGACGUAUCGCAAGCCGGCGAGUGGAGGACUGUGCUAAUUAAGCCAAACCUGUAGCUGACGUGUUAUCGAUCAAGACACCUGGAGACGAGACUGAAAAAGCGCUGCAAGUUGACCUAAUCAAACCUAGCAAGAUAACAUGAAGACCCGGUCGUUCGCCUUCUACAAAAUGAUAGCAUAUGUCAGCAGCGCCAGCCGACUACCUCCUGGCUUGUAUGAACCCGUCCUGGAAGUCAAUUUUUUUUACCAGCGUUGGUUUUUAUUCGAUUCACACCUCGCAGCCUAGAGGUUAUGCUGACCAUGACACUUCCCUGAAGAGCAUGAAGACAGUACGUCAGCAAAGCCCUUCCACGUUCUAAGACUCGCAAAAGCAAACCGCAACACAUCAUCUCUAUAACGGCAAAGUUCGUUGCAUAACGCGGAAGACAGCCUGUCUCCUCAUCAUCCUAACCUUUAGACCGAAGAGAACCUGUUCUGGCACCUUGGCGAUGCAUGAAAACUGCAGUAGACAACUUGCUCUACCAGGAUACAAGUCCGCGUCAACAGUCCAUUGACUUUCUAAAAAAGUAGCCCGCGGCUAGGGCAUGGCUCGGCGGCACCGUUGCUCGCUUGUAUUACUGGGUGUCAUUUCAGUGUCGACCAGUGCACGUCCGGAAAUUAACCAACGGUCCCCCCCUCAGGGAAGUGGAUGCGAUCAAGAUGAACGCUUCGUGCAUUUUUGUGUCUGCGUUCCUUUCAUUGCGAGUCGUAGAUUAGGUCGGUAACAAUAUUUCUAUUUAUUGCUGAACCGCGCUGAACGCUGAAGUGAUGAAUACGAGACUGCUCAAGAACCGUGACGGUGUGUGACGUAAUGUGACUGACGAAGAUAUCACGCGCCAACAGUCCUGCAUCUGUGUGUGUGUCUUUUGUGUGAUGUGUGUGCGUGCGUGUGUCAGAGAAACAACUUCCUCCACCGAUAAGAGCUUUAUCUCGACUGGUCCUCGUGUAAUAAUUGCAAGACCCGUUUAUUAUUGUUGUUGUUUGG
This is a messenger RNA of Ornithodoros turicata, 3369 nucleotides long. RefSeq lists its product as uncharacterized. The transcript has 9 exons. The coding region runs from base 1 to 2316 and encodes 771 amino acids. The record is from RefSeq and is a predicted model, not a curated record. NCBI's taxonomy places the organism in Eukaryota, Metazoa, Arthropoda, Arachnida, Ixodida, Argasidae.